GAAGAACGUCAGCUGUCAGUUCUUCAACAACAAAUAAAAAUUUAAUUUUUGGGAAAUCCGGAAAACGAAUCUUAAAUCAUCCAGAAAAGUGCCAGGAAUUAAUUAAUUAUGGCGGGUUUUCCGGGCAGUAUUGCCUUCGACGAGUACGGCAGGCCCUUUAUCAUCCUGCGGGAUCAGGACAAACAAAAAAGACUGACCGGAAUCGACGCCCUAAAGAGUCACAUUUUGGCUGCUAGGCAAAUUGCAAACACUGUGAAGACUUCUUUGGGGCCCAAAGGGCUCGAUAAAAUGAUGGUUUCUCCUGACGGUGACGUUACCGUAACCAACGACGGAGCCACUAUCUUAAAAAUGAUGGACAUCGAACACGAAAUUGGCAAACUUCUGGUAGAAUUAUCCCAAUCCCAAGACGACGAAAUCGGCGACGGUACCACCGGAGUCGUAGUACUCGCUGGGGCUUUGCUAGAGCAAGCAGCCAGUCUAGUAGACCGCGGUAUCCACCCCAUAAGAAUAGCCGACGGUUUCGAAAUGGCCUGCCAAACUGCCGUAGCUCAUUUGGAAAAAAUCGCCGAACUUUUCCCGGUUUCCGCCACCAACUCCGAGCCUCUUAUACAAGUCGCGAUGACCACUUUAGGUUCAAAAAUCAUCAACAAGUGUCACAGACAAAUGGCCGAAAUCGCAGUCAACGCUGUGCUAGCUGUGGCCGAUUUGGAACAGAAAGAUGUCAAUUUUGAGCUGAUUAAAGUCGAAGGCAAAGUGGGUGGCAAAUUGGAAGACACUGUAUUAGUUAAGGGAGUGGUUAUCGACAAGACAAUGUCGCACUCGCAAAUGCCCAAGGAGCUGAAAGAUGUUAAAUUGGCCAUUUUAACUUGCGCGUUUGAACCACCAAAACCUAAAACCAAGCAUAAGUUGGAUGUUGGUGAUGUUGCCGCCUACAAAGAGUUGAGACAAUACGAACAGGAAAAAUUCAAAGAGAUGGUUAAUUUGGUGAAAAAUGCUGGAGCUACAUUGGCAAUUUGCCAAUGGGGCUUUGACGAUGAAGCCAACCAUCUUCUUUUGCAACAACAAUUACCGGCUGUCCGUUGGGUAGGAGGUCCAGAAAUUGAAUUGAUCGCUAUCGCCACUGGAGGGCGCAUCGUGCCGCGAUUCGAAGAAUUGAGCCCAGAAAAAUUGGGAACAGCCGGAUUAGUCCGCGAAUUGUCUUUCGGUACCACCAGCGACAAAAUGUUGGUGAUCGAAGAAUGCGCCAAUUCAAGGGCAGUAACAAUUCUAGUACGUGGAGGCAACAAAAUGUUAAUCGAAGAAGCCAAGCGUAGCUUACACGACGCCUUGUGCGUAGUCCGUAGUUUGGUGCAAGAACCCAACAUCGUCUACGGAGGAGGCGCAGCCGAAAUCGCUUGCAGUUUAGCUGUAGCGGCCCAAGCUGACCAAUUAGCUUCUUUGGAACAAUACGCUUACAGAGGCUUUGCUGAAGCUUUAGAAGCAAUUCCUUUGGCUCUAGCAGAAAACAGCGGGCUUUCAGCAAUUCACACUUUGGGCGAACUUAAAGCCAAGCAAUCGGCUAGUGGAGAUCCAGCUUUAGGUAUCGAUUGUAUGUUUACUGGAAAUAUGAAUAUGAGGGAGCAACAUGUGAUUGAAUCUCUAAAGUCUAAGAGGCAACAGCUGCUGUUGGCUACUCAGCUUGUUAAAAUGAUUUUGAAAAUUGAUGAUGUCAGGUCACCCAGCGAUCAACAAGGAUAAUAAGUUUUUCUACUAUUUUGUUCACAUUUAGGUAUUUAAGACUAGUCGCAUUUUAAAAAAAAUAAAGUCUGUAUUUUGCUGUUUGGCAGGUUUUUCCAGUUUUAAUCAUUUUUACAUUAAUUUCGUUUUCGUUGUGCACUGAAGUCAUUAUUAGCUUUUUAUUAAAACCAUAAUAUUAAUAAAUAAGUAGCCUUCUAAUUUCCUAA
Messenger RNA from Ceutorhynchus assimilis (cabbage seed weevil), 1943 nucleotides. The record is from the annotation of a GenBank genome assembly. Lineage: Eukaryota; Metazoa; Arthropoda; Insecta; Coleoptera; Curculionidae.